UGUGGGGUGGCGCCUGUUCCCGCCGAGGGCGCGGAGCCGCCCCUGAGGGAGGACCGCGGCGCGCGGUGGCGGCCGGUGAGGGGCCCGAGCUGUGGUGAGGACAAGACCACAUUAGUAUUGUGAAAGCACUUUGGAAGAAUGUUAAUCCUCUUCCUAUUCAAGAACCACCCGUUUUCUCUCUUUUCCUCUGUCAGCAGUCUGCCUGGAACAUCGACUGUCACCAUGGAUACACGUGCGUUCUUUGUAGCAGGUCUGCUGGUACAUUUGGUGUUCUUUGCCUCCAUCUUUGACAUUUACUUCACCUCUCCUCUGGUUCACGGUAUGGCACCUCAGUUCACUCCAUUGCCACCACCGGCAAAACGACUAGUUUUAUUUGUUGCUGACGGACUACGAGCCGAUUCCCUUUUCGAGCUGGAUGAAGAUGGGCUUUCUAGAGCCCCGUAUAUCAGGAAUAUCAUGAUGAAUAAAGGCAGCUGGGGGGUAUCCCACACACGCGUGCCUACAGAGUCUAGGCCUGGACAUGUUGCACUCAUAGCUGGAUUUUACGAAGACGUCAGUGCCGUUGCAAAAGGAUGGAAGGAAAACCCUGUGGAAUUUGAUUCACUUUUCAACGAAAGCAAAUACACUUGGAGCUGGGGAAGCCCAGAUAUUUUACCGAUGUUUGCCAAAGGUGCUAGCGGAGGCCACGUCUAUACACAUUCCUACCCAGCUGAGAAAGAGGACUUUGGAGCACAAGAUGCCACGAGGCUGGACACCUGGGUUUUUGACCAAGUAAAGGACUUCUUCCACUCUGCCAGAAGUAACCAGUCUUUGUUUUCUAAGUUAAAUGAGGGGAAAAUAGUUCUAUUCUUGCACCUGCUAGGAAUAGACACAAAUGGGCAUGCUCACCGACCAGCGUCAAGAGAAUAUAAAGAUAACAUCAAAAAAGUUGAUGAUGGAAUCAAAGAAAUUGUGACCCUCCUUGAAGGCUUUUAUGGAAAUGAUGGGAAAACGGCUUUUGUUAUCACUUCUGACCACGGAAUGACAGAUUGGGGGUCCCAUGGGGCUGGUCAUCCCUCAGAAACGCUAACGCCCCUAAUUGUUUGGGGAGCUGGAGUCAGCUAUCCACAACGAAUGGACCAGCAACAGUUUGAUGAUACUUUUUUAAAAGAAUGGAAACUGGAGAACUGGAAAAGGCUGGAUAUCAAUCAGGCUGACCUGGCACCACUGAUGGCCGCCCUUAUAGGAGUCCCUUUUCCCCUGAAUUCUGUGGGCAUUUUGCCGUUGGAGUAUCUCAACAGCAGUGAUCAUUUCAAGGCAGAGAGUAUGUUUACAAACGCUGUUCAGAUCCUUGAACAAUAUAAGGUGAAAAUGAUGCAGAAGAAAGAAACCACAUUAUCAUUUCUGUUCACACCAUUUAAGUCACUUUCUGAUUCCAAACAGUUGGACAUUUUGAGAAAAGCAAAAUCUUACAUGAAGCAGGAGAAGUAUAAUGAAGCUAUCUCACUUUGCAAGGUGCUGAUUGACUUGGCAUUGGAAGGCUUAAACUAUUACCACACUUACGACAGACUCUUCUUGGGUGUUAGUGUUGUAAUGGGGUUUGUCGGUUGGACGUCUUUUGCUACUUUGAUAAUAAUCAAAUUUCACUCCAAUCUGAUAACAAGUGUUGUGGCAAGAACUAAGAAAUCAACUGUGCUUCUGCCAUGGGGCUUUGCAGCUCUUGGAGUUUCAAUAGCGUUUUUCCUGCUGAUUCAAUCCCGUCCCUGGACUUAUUACAUAUACUGCUUGUUACCAGUGCCAAUAUGGUAUGCAGUUCUGAGAGAAUUCCAUGUUAUUCAAGACCUUAUCACAUCACUGUUGACCUUCCCUGUGAGUCAUUCUGUUGGAUUUCUAAUAGUCUUUGCCCUUGGAAUUGAAUUAUUAGUUCUCGGCUUUUUCUACCGCUCUAUGCUUACAGUCGGUUUGAUUGCACUUGCUGCCUGGCCCAUUUUUACCCAACUCUGGACUCGAGCACAGAAAGCCUCACUGAGCUGGGCUUUUUUCUGUCUGCUUCUGGCAGUGUUUCCCCUGAUGCCUGUUGUAGGACGAGAGCCAGCUGUGUUCCUAGUCACAGGAGCCGGACUCUCAGUUGCCUUAAUAUCCCUGUUAUCUGUGGCAUCUCUUUGGAAAAGCAGGAAUAAAUAUGUCCACGAGGAUUUGUCAUUGCACUUUUGUCAGGUGCUGAGUACCGGGCUGUCUACCUACAUUGUGAGCAGUACCCAUAGCAGUCUGCUCCUGAAACAGGGUUUGCCCCUCCUGAACCAAGUCGGUAGCUGGCUUAUCCUAGCUUCUUCUUUGGUUGUGCCGUUACUGAGUCCCACGAUUCUCUUCCAAAGACUGCUCAGCAUACUUCUCUCCUUGAUGUCAACUUACCUGCUGCUCAGCACAGGGUAUGAAGCUCUCUUUCCACUAGUGCUAUCUUGUUUGAUGUUUGUUUGGAUACAUGUGGAACAAGAAACGUUACAACUUUCUGGAGUUUCCUGCAAACAGAAGCUCACUAGCAUCCGUUUCUCCCAUAAUACUGAUCUAACUCAGUUUCGACAACUCCACUUGGACGACAUCCGCAGGUCCUUUUUCUUCGUUUUCUUCAUCGUGACGGCCUUUUUUGGGACUGGAAACAUAGCUUCUAUUAACAGUUUUGAUCCGGCUUCUGUUUAUUGCUUCCUGACUGUGUUUAGCCCUUUUCUGAUGGGAGCCCUGAUGAUGUGGAAGAUUUUAAUUCCCUUUGUCCUCGUGAUGUGUGCUUUUGAGGCCGUUCAAGUCACCACACGGUUAUCCUCUAAAAGCCUCUUCCUCGUUGUCCUGGUGAUUUCAGACAUUAUGGCCCUGCACUUUUUUUUCUUGGUCAAGGACUAUGGAAGCUGGCUGGAUAUCGGGACCAGCAUCAGCCACUAUGUCAUCGUCAUGUGCAUGACCAUCUUCCUGGUGUUUCUGAGUGGGUUGGCACAACUGCUCACUUCCAAGAAAAUCCACAUCGGCGGGCAGGCCAAGCGCCAUUUCAUGUGAGGUUGUGGUGAUGUCGGAGCAGCCCUGCCCCCGGGGGUCUUCGUUUCCUCUUGGUCCUCCUGUUGAGCCCUUGGGAGGGAAGAAGGAUUGGCGCAUCAUCCGGCCUCGCCACGGAAGGAUUCACCUGGCUUUAGGAAGCUAGAGAACAGGCUUAAAGGAAGAGCUGUUCCACAGUGGGACUGAUGGUCAGACAGGCAAAGAAGUUUCCGCUGAGCUGCCCUGGAGCCCAAUUUGUGAACUUGCCAGUGGGGAUUCAACAGACCCAAGAAGAGCACCGGGACCUGUUCUUCAGUCAGUCAAUAGUAUUUAUUGAGCUCUUACUAUGUGCAGAGCACUGUUCUAAGCGCUUGGGAGAGUACAGUGUGAGAGAAUAAGCGGAUGCGUUCCCGGCCCCUGACUAGCAUCUUCCCUAUCUCUCCCCUGGGCCUCAGCUCCUUCCCAGCAGCCGGCAUCCUGCACUGCAACGUGCCGGCACUCGGCUCACCUCGGGGCGAGCCCUGCGGAACAGCUGUAGCCGUCCCGGGGGGCGGCAGUGCUAGCGUUUGCCGCGGGGGCCCCGCCAACUGCAUUCCCUCCAAGGCCUGGGACGGAGUAGGGCCACCAUUUUGGAGUCUGCCUGCUCUUUGGUUCCCAGUACUGGAAAUGUUUAUUUUCUAAAAUCCACACCUCAGGGUCACCACCUGAAAAAACAAGACGGGCACGCGUUUAAAAAUAAAUGUGCACUUCCCCUCGGAGUGCCCACUGAACAGUUUUGACAUCAGAUUUCAUCUGCGUAAUCGCGUGAUAGGCCCCUUCAUGGUCCACUGGGUUUCACCCAGCAGCGGCAGUGGCAAUAAUAUUUAUUGAACUCCGUCUGUGUGCCCGGUACCGUCGCAGCCGCUGAGGGAAUCUGUGGAAAAAACAAAUGAGGCCCCUGCUGUUAGGUGGAGUCCCAGGAGCAGUAAAAACGAGUUAAACUAGAACCGGGGAAUACCUGAUUUCUCAGUGAAUCCGAUGAAGACAAAUCUUAAUAUUUUGUUUAAAUGCAGAGACCAUGCGUUAUGCCCGUUACCCUCUUCUAAGAGUUGUGCUUGUCUGAACGGGUCACUUCCUUGCCAAGCCAGAGGACCAGAAUUAGAGAACCUCAAGAACUAGUGUCCGGCAAGAAUGUUGCUAGCAAAUGGAACUGCGCACAUUUUUAAACUGUGAAGUUUCAGCCCCAAACCUAAAAUCCUCAUCCUUCCCUGCCCCCAACCACCCCCAGAUAGUUUAUCCCUGGAAUGCUGCUUUUUGAAGGCAGCCCUUCUCAGGCAUGCCGAGCCACGGAGGAGCCAGGAAAUCCUCCCGUGGACUUGGCCUUCAGCUCUGCUCAUCGCUUUUCUGCCUUUUUGCAUCUUCUGUUUGUAUGUGGCAAGCGAUGGCCUUGGAAAAGCGUGAAAUAAAAGUUGCUCUGGGGCAUAAUUCCCAUAGAGAGAUGGAAUUCUCUGGACUCCAAGUAGAACUUUAAUUCCCACUAAUGACUAGAAAGCCCAGUGCAGAUUAGCAGACUUUUCAAAUAGCUGGGGCAGCAAACCCAAUUCAUUCAGGACCGGGGAAGCCAUGUGGGAAAUGUUCCUUUUCAUAGCUUUUUUCAAAAGAAACCUGGUUGGAGAUUAUUCAAGCUAAUGCGGCCUUCUGCACACGCCAGGGAUCCGGAGUGGCUUUCUUGCGAAACAACAACGGUGGUAUGAGGCUUGAAUGAUGCUUGCUGCCGGUCCGAGGACCGACCCGACAUAACUAAGGUUUUGUUUUGGAGCAGUUGUCUCUUCCCCAUGGGAUUUUACGCUAGAGAAAACUGUCUACUGUGCACCCGGCUUACGUUGGGAGGCUCCGGCGCCGGGGGCCGAUGUGUCAUCUCGUGGCCCACAGGCACUAUUGGAAGGGGCCCUCGAAACCCGUGCUGCGGGGAACCCCGGGCCACAAGUCUGUAGCCUCACCUUCUGCACCCUUCUCCUCCUUUUCAACCUUCUCCUCUUCCUCCUCCAUGUCCCCCAGUCCCAUCUGUCCCUGCCCAAGCCACUCAAGAUCCUCUGGAGUUCUCAGAAGUUGGGCCUGAUUCUGCUGGGGAGAACCAGCUUCGUGUUUCAUGGUUCACCAGGGCCUCGGAUAUUCGGCAGUGCAUUUUUUUUUUAAUCAAAAGACCCGAAAAGGAAGAAUGCGGGGGAAAAAAAUAAAGUCGUGUUGAAAGCGUACACCGUGCCGCUGUACUUAACUACUUUGUAAGCAUCGAUUCUCGUGCCAGAGAGUUUCCAUUCAUGACUUGGGGUAUUUGCUGAUUAACAUUGUUCACACUAUUAAGAUUUAGCAAA
Tachyglossus aculeatus (Australian echidna) is the source of this 5351-nucleotide messenger RNA. It is a transcript of the gene PIGN, whose product is annotated as phosphatidylinositol glycan anchor biosynthesis class N. Gene Ontology annotation, biological process: GPI anchor biosynthetic process. The record is from RefSeq and is a predicted model, not a curated record. Gene Ontology annotation, molecular function: mannose-ethanolamine phosphotransferase activity. NCBI's taxonomy places the organism in Eukaryota, Metazoa, Chordata, Mammalia, Monotremata, Tachyglossidae. The transcript has 30 exons. The coding region runs from base 139 to 3024 and encodes 961 amino acids. Gene Ontology annotation, cellular component: endoplasmic reticulum membrane.